Molecule: messenger RNA, 1346 nt
Organism: Cyprinodon variegatus (sheepshead minnow)
Lineage: Eukaryota; Metazoa; Chordata; Actinopteri; Cyprinodontiformes; Cyprinodontidae
Product: PI-PLC X domain-containing protein 1-like
Exons: 7
Coding region: 212-1138 (308 amino acids)
Biological process (GO): lipid metabolic process
Molecular function (GO): phosphoric diester hydrolase activity
Source: RefSeq, a predicted model, not a curated record
GAAGUUACAUUGCAGCUUGGCAAGAAAACCUGAACAACAACAGGAGAAACAACUGUUAAUCUCCUCCCACAACAGGUUAAAGACUUGCAGCAGAAACAAUUCAGCCGGUCAUACAUAGUAAAUAACAGCUGCACUGUCAGAACAGAGGGAAUAAGGGUGGAGAAAAGAAGUAGUGCUUCAGCAGGGACAUUAAUAAAAAAAAAAAACAGCCAUGAGCUACUCUGACUGGAUGUCGAAACUGCCGGCUGAGCUUCAUACCACCUCUCUGUUUAAACUGGUCAUUCCAGGAAGCCACGACUCAAUGAGUUACGAUCUGGACGUACACUCCCGAAUCAUCGAGCCUAAUGCACUGAGGAGAUUUAGCAGGAUUUAUUGCGUGCGUAAAAUAAUACACACAUGGGCAGCCACUCAGGAGGUGAACAUGACUGAGCAGCUAAAUGCAGGAGUUCGCUAUUUUGACCUUAGGAUCGGCCGCAAGCCAAACGACACUGAUCCUACCAGGCUGUAUUUUCACCAUGGGCUGUACACACACACCGACGUGGAGACCAUUCUUCAGGAAAUAAACACGUGGGCGGAGAGUCAUCCUAAAGAAAUCCUCAUCUUGUCUUUAUCCCACUUCGAGGGAUUUGACAAGAAGAUUGCAGCAAAACUUCACAACCACCUGAUCGAGUUCAUCAAAAACCUUUUCAAAGCCAAACUCUUGCCAAAUAUGGUCAAUCCCACUCUCAAACACUGCUGGGAUAACGGCAAAAACGUAAUAGUUUCAUAUGACCAUCCAUCCUACCAUCAGGCUGUGCUAUGGAGAAAAAUAACGUAUUACUAUGGCAACAGUAUGGACCGUGCAAAAAUUACAGCCAAACUAUGUCAGGCUUUGGAAAAGCAGAAGUCUCCCAAUUAUUUCUUCGUCUGUGGCUUGAAUCCAACCCUUCCACACAAUUCUGGCAUCCUCAGAUACAUCCUGCGUGUGUGCGACAGCUUCCCCAACGUCGUGCGAAGGGGUCUGCCAAAAAUGCUACGAUGGGCGAAGCAGCAGCAUGAAAAGACGCCUAUGAACAUCAUCGCCUCAGACGUGGUGACUAGAGCUGACUUUGUUAAAACGGUUGUAGAGCUCAACUUGAAAAAAGGGAAACGACGAUGAAAUCACACUGGAAAAAGUAAUCAAUUCUUAAAUUAAACGUAUUUACCCUUAAUUUAGCAGGUAGGUAAGAUGGUCUGCCACUGGAAUGAGCAUUUUUACCCUUCAAAUAAGAUGAUUAGAUAAUAUGCAAUGGAAUUAAGACAAUGCAAAUGUUUUUUACUUAGUAUUAUAAAUGUAAAUUGUCUUGUUCCAUUGACAAAUUGUCUCC